UCCCAACGCGGAAAACGUCACUUCCGGUUGCUCGUAGUGUUGUCGUCGGAGAGGAGAAAGGACACAACCAAACCGUCCAUUUUCACCAGAUUCUAAGUGUACAUGGGCGAUUCAAAGCGACAUUAGCGUUUGACUAGAUCGUAAAGAGUGGUGUUUUGGAGCACACAGAGAGAUGUCGGACGAGUUGGUGAAACAACUGAGCAGCUACAGAGCUCAGCUCCAGCAAGUGGAAGCAGCGCUCUCUACAGACCCAGAAAAUGAAGAUCUGCUGAAGUUACAGAAAGACCUGCAGGAGGUGAUCGAGUUGACAAAAGACUUGUUGACGUCUCAGCCAGCAGAGGGCGUAGCUAGCACCAACAGUUCAGAUGCCGCGCCACCGAAACACAGCUGGAAAGUAGGAGAUCGUUGCAUGGCUAUGUGGAGCCAGGAUGGACAGCAGUACGAAGCAGAGAUAGAGGAGAUCGACAGCGAGAACGGCACAGCUGCCAUCACCUUCACCGGCUAUGGCAAUGCCGAGGUGGUGCCUCUGCACGCGCUCAAAGCAGCUGAGCAGGCCAAGAGCAGCAAGGAGGAAGGAAGCAGACCCAAGUCCAAGAAGGAGCUGCAGGCAGAGCAAAGGGAAUACAAGAAGAAAAAGGCACAGAAGAAAGUGCAGAGGAUGAAAGAGCUGGAACAAGAGAGAGAGGACCAGAAAUCCAAAUGGCAGCAGUUCAACAAUAAAGCUUAUUCAAAGAACAAGAAGGGUCAAGUAAAACGCAGUAUAUUCGCCUCUCCGGAGAGCGUGAAUGGAAAAGUCGGUGUGGGUACGUGUGGGAUUGCAGAUAAACCCAUGACUCAAUAUAACGACACGUCCAAAUACAACGUGAGGCAUCUGAUGCCACAGUGAGGUGUUUGUGUCUGCGCUCACCCCCACCCCAAAAGAACAGCUGGUGGAGCAUCCGACCUAGUUCUGGACACUGAACGGAACCAGCUAUAUAAUUCCACCAUGUUUUUAUUUUGGGACUUGGAAAAGAUGUUAUUUUGAGACGUAAGAAAAAGAAGUAGCCUAGCUGUUUAUUGGAAUUCAUAAGUUAUGAGUACGAGACUGCAGCUCCAAUGCUUUACAGCUCAAAACUAAACCAUAACCUCAUAUCAACAUAACCUCCACUGGAAGACAACCUGAAACUAUUGAUCCAGCAGCUUGCUCUCAAGAGUAAGCCUGAGAUGUGUGAAUAUAUAUAUAACAUACAUCAUUCAAUUGGUUCAUAUUAUUAAGCCAAGGCAACUGGACCUGACGUUUUGCCACUUGUAUUGGAGGCUGAAUCAGAUUCGGCAUUUGUUUCUGUAGAAUGGUUGUCAGUAUAUCUAAUGGCCUUCAUGUACACAUAAUACACAAUAAUCUUUAGUUUGGGUGAAAAUUGCAACCAUACAACUAUUCCAGUGGAGAUAGGAACUCUGAUUUUUAGUAUUUAAACUUUUUGAUACGCAAUAAAUGCAUUAAGAUGCUUCUGGGUGAAGUGAGUUUGAAAAUAUCUCUUCUGAGAUUUUCACUGAAUAACCUGAGAGACUGUUUAGUUUAUGUGCUUAUUGUGUGUCAAAAAUAUUUUCUAAAAUGUCAGAGUCCUAUACAUCCCUACGUGUGUCACCAUUUUGUGGAAUGAAUUUUCUGUUGUCGGUCUUAAUUUUGCUUUAAAGUUUUGUACACCUUUACAAGGAAUAAAGAUUUUUUUGUAUCUGUA
Molecule: messenger RNA, 1718 nt
Organism: Pangasianodon hypophthalmus (striped catfish)
Lineage: Eukaryota; Metazoa; Chordata; Actinopteri; Siluriformes; Pangasiidae
Gene: smndc1
Product: survival motor neuron domain containing 1
Exons: 6
Coding region: 173-886 (237 amino acids)
Biological process (GO): regulation of alternative mRNA splicing, via spliceosome; mRNA processing
Cellular component (GO): cytoplasm; precatalytic spliceosome; nucleus
Molecular function (GO): RNA binding
Source: RefSeq, a predicted model, not a curated record